AUGAGCACUAAUAGAAAAAGAGAGAAAGAAACCAACCUCGUAUGCGUAGUCCAUUAUGCAGACCAAACUUCGUACAGCACUGUCAAAGAGUUGUCCGAUGUAAAUAAAGAAAAAAUCGUUCAGGCGAAGAGAAAAAGAACUGACAUAGGAGGAUCUCAUUCACAUGCAGAUCAAUGCUCGACAAUACCCGAAAACUUCGAAAGUGGGGAACAUGGCGUUCAUUUGGAGCCUUGUUAUAAACGGUAUUAAAACCUUUGUAUACAUGUAUGUUUAUCAAAAGGACGCAGCUCAACUGUUGCUGUUUGUUGUUUGUCUAGCUUAAUUAUAAUAUCCUAAAUCCUUUUACACUUUGCAUAUUUUCACCCCUAUUGUUUCAGAUUUACUGGAAUACUUGGAAACAAGAAGUUUAAACUUUCCACCGAGGACGGCCAAGCUAGCAGCAGCAAAAUUCGGUCUUCAGUGAGAGUAAGUACCGGAACACUUUCAACGAUUGUUUACGGAGAUGAAUGCCAAUUCUGUGGGGAAAAUCGUGUCCAGCAUGGGGGAAAGAAAGUUGUACCGGUAACAAUCGUUAUGUGAACAGCAGAAAGUUCCAUUAAAGGUAUCGCGAGAGAUAAACAUCCUGGCCUUUAUGGAAGAAUUAAAGACGAGGACCUGAUCGCAAAAGAAUUCCGAUACCACAGUCACUGCUAUAGGAACUUCACAAGAGGUGAAAUUGCCUACGACAAGAAAGGAACAUAUGAGACGGGAGAUUUUGACGCUGUCAGUGAGUUCAUUACAACAGAGGUUAUCGAAAGAGGUAGAGUCGUCUCUCUCAACGAAAUUCAUUCCAUGUAUGGGUUGCAAGUGGAUAAAAAAAGAUAUGCAAACCUACUGAAACAGCGAAUCAAUGCGAAGUUUAAGGAGCGGAUAAUAAUCUUAUCACCACAAAACUGCUCAGGGCCAGAAUAUAUUGCCAGUAAGGAUAUCAACAAAGACAGUUUACACCAUCGUCAAGACACCAUUCAGGCAGCUGCCUCCUAUCUGAGAGAGGAUAUCACCACACAUGCAGAGAAUCUUCAAGAAAUAAUAUGGCCACCAACGAUCGAGCAGCUCUCUACUGAAGAACGAAAACCUCCCGAAUCUGUCAGAAAUUUCUUUGAAUCCGCUCUUAGUCAACCAGGGCGUUGUGACAACAUCAAUGUUUCACGUUUGGUAGAUUCUUUCAGCCAAGACCUUGUUCAUGGAGUUACCAAAGGUAAAACCAUCAUGGAAAAGCACUUCCUGAUUGGCCUCGGAGUUCAUAACUUGACUGGUCAAAGGAAUGUUGUUGAAAUACUAAGUAAGUUUGGACAUAGUGUUAGUUACACAAUGGCAAGUGAGAUCUUGACUGCUAAUGCUGAGAGCUGUUUAGAAAAGUCUAAAUUAGUUCACUUCUUCCAUUGCAUCCCUCAAGAGCUGGCGAGAUUGUUCUUAGUCAUUUCUGGGUUGACAAUUUUGAUUUGGCUACCGACAAGCAGUAUGGUGGUGGUGAAAUUAACAUUACAACUUUGAUGGCAUUUCAAGAGGGGAGAACUUUGGAGGCUCACAAUUUUCAUAUACAUGUGCCAAGAAAAGCCUCACGUAGAAUAAGCAGUGAAGAUCCAGACCCUAUACCAAAAAAAGUUGACAAUCAAAUCCUACCACCAACAUGCAGCAUGGAAAUCGUCCCAGAGCAAUUUAUUUUUGAUGACAGAAAGUUUAUGACAUUCUAUUUUGCUUGGAUAAUUGCCCGGAGGGACAGCAGUUCUGAUCAAGUCAUUCCAAUAUUCAGCGGUUUCAUGACGAAUGCUCGUAAGACAACAGAUCCGAUAGUAAUAAAAACAGUGGAAACCUAUCUGCCGCCAAUCAAUUCAAAGGUAAGCUUAAUCUCACCUUAUAUCAGCGUUUCCAACGUUAAUUUUAGAGUUUUCAUAAUUUUUUUGAGAAUUGCAUGCAUUUUAAGUCACUUGACCACGAUCAAAUAUGAUGUGUUCUGUAUCAUGCAAGUACUUAAAAAUGUUGCAAGAAUAGGACUUAUUUCAAGUAACUAUUAACCUCUCUUACUUUAAAGGUGAACGACAUCAAGACGAUCAACCAAUAUCUCGAAUUUUUGAUGGGUUUGUCGGAAGAAGCCAAUAUGCCAUACCUGAACAUAACGCUUGAUGUUGGUGCAGCAAUGAAUGCGUAUAAAUUUAUAUAGACUCACACAGAACAAUACAGGAAUGUGUGUGUUCACCUUGGCAUGUUCCACUUCAUGAAGGAAAAUUUUAAGGUAAUGUAUAUUCUUGAUUAGUAUUUAAAGUGUACAAUUUGAUUUGAGCACUUUACCUGAAACUACAGUACGAGUUCUGUAUUUUAAACAUAAAGAAAUAAAUUCUCCCAAUCUUACAUUAGGUGAUAGGAUCACUAGUGGCUAGCUCUGGAUUUGAAGACAUCAUUUUUCAGUCCGGUGUUUGCACGUCUGGCAGCUUGCAAGGAGUGUUGGCAGGUUCUCACUACAACCGUGGAUGGACUGUUCACAAUGCCUUUUCUGAGGCAUUAGAACGGUUGCUACUUCAACGUUUCAUGUAUGAGAAAUCAGCAACGAUUCCAGAUAGUUUCUACGAGUUGAUUGACCUGGACACAGUAAAGCUACAAUCCUUGGAGAAUGACGCAUCAAUUGCUUUCACUGUGGAAUAUGAGAGAUACAGAUCAAGUGUUCGCCAGGGGAGUGCAGGGAAAACAGCACAGUUCUGGAUGAUUUAUCUAGACCUAAUGCAAGCUCAAUGUAUGGCGCAUGUUGGAGUUCAAGAGAAUAAUGUUGAUAUGAUGAUUAAUGCGUGGUUGAAACUAUUACCCAUGUAUUUUGCACUGAACAAGAUAAAUUACGCACAAUAUGGUUCCUACUAUGUAUAUACGCUGAUAAACAUGGAACACUUGUAUCCUGGUUUGAGAAACCUCAUUGAUAAAGAAGGAUUAUCAGUUCAAGCACAAGACUCGUAUCCGUUGCGGACAUCGAUAGAUCAAAGGGGCGAGCAGACGAUAAAUCGUGAUGCAAAAACUAGUGGUAAGUUAUUUGACAUAACCUCAGAAUGUAUCAAUUCAUGCUCAUAAUAUUACCAUAAAGGCCACAAGGGCGAUAAAGUUUGAUCCUAUGGUUUGAUUAAAAAAUUAAAAGUCUGAAUAUACCGUUCCAUAUGUAUUCAACAGGAUUCCGUCUUAAGGCGGAUUUCCAGUCCUCGCAGCUCGCUGCGAGUGCUUACAUCUAAUUAAAAUUAACUGUUUAGCAUUGUGAUUGGAUGAAAGUGCUCAUGCAUGCACUCGCAGCGAGCUGCGAGGAGCUUCGUGCGAGGACUGGAAAUCCGCCUCUAGACCCGUAAUAUGUUUAAAAAUAAUUUACCAGUUUCCAAAUUAUCAUUCAAUAGGUGGUGUACGAAAUUUUGCGUCAAAUAGUAACGCAAUCCGUAAAUGGUGCCUAAAUCGAGCGGAGCAGUCAAAGAACACAGGAAAAUUAAAGGAGAAAGCUGGAACAUCUACAACGACAAAUAGUCACAGCUGCUUGCGACCAUCAAAGAUUUUGCAGUCUGAUAAAGCUGUUUGUGAAAUCAUGAGAGUAUUGACAGAAGAGUAUAUUAACCCGUUUGACGUGGUUAUUGAGGAAACUGAACUUUUUAAUUUGAGUUCUGGUGUUCCCUUGCUUUGUACUGAUGUAUUAAACUGCUCGGAAAUUGGUCAAUUGAAAUUUGAGAAAUUUACAAAGGAGAGCAUAAGUGGUAAGCUAAAACCUUUCCACGAUCCUAUCCAGAAAACCAAAAUUACCAUGUUUAAGGAUAUGACGAAAUCGACAAAGGUGGAUAACAAUGGUAAAUCAGCGGUUAUUGAGGCAAAUAGAAACAUCCUAGGUAAAUUGCUGGCAAUUUCAGCCAAACACGAAAAGAGUAUUGAUUUUGAAGUGGCUCUUUCCUACCCGCUCUCAACCACACCACUAUCCCUUUCAAAUCCAGAUGGAUCUCGUCGGGUGACACAAAAAAGUAAGUUUCUUGAGGUGCUAUCAUCGUUCCAAGAUGAGCCUGGGGCCCAGACAGAGGUUGUUGAUGCAGAUGUAUUUGUGAUAGAUUUCAUUGCUCAAGUCAGAAUUAUCACCAAGGCGGUUCCCGAUACCUACGAGGAGUUAGCUAUCAACCUUCUUCAGUCAAUCCCUAAAGGUUACGUGCGCGUUGAUUUGGUUGCUGACACGUAUCACAGGGCUAGUAUCAAAACAGCUGAAAGGAACAAAAGAGUGGCGUCCAAGGUUAUUAUAAAGUCGGAGAAAUCAAAGAUUCCCCGAAACUUCAAAGCGUUCAUGAUGAAUAGUGAAAACAAAUGCCGCCUAAUCGACAUAAUUUUUGACUUCAUCAUCAAGGAAAAAGCCCGUUGCCUGCAAAUUCUGAGAGCUAACAAAAUUCUUCUUUCAAGAGAUGGUGAAUGUCACGAAGUUACAUCAUCAGCAGUGAAUCGCUUGGAUCAUUUAGCAAGCAAUCAGGAGGAAGCUGACACUAAAGUAAUUUUACACACUCUCGACGCACUAGAAAAGCACGACUCAAAAAUUCAUUUGAGAUCACCAUCAGCUGACACUGACAUACUUGUGCUAUGCAUUGCUUUAAUCCAAAAACCAGAAAGAGUAUAUUACGAUUAUGGUGUUGGUAAGAAUAGAAAAUCUAUUUGCCUUAAUGAUUAUCAAGUCCCACCUGACGAGCGAGAAGCACUUAUUGGUUUUCACGCUGUGACGGGAAACGAUUAUACCUCAGCCUUCUUUGGGAAAGGGAAAAACAAGUGCUGGAAGAUUAUGAAAGGCAAACAGGAAUUCGUUACUGCAUUCCAAGAAAUCGGAAAUGGUUGGGAACUUUCGGAAAAUUUGAUUGAUUCCUUUGAAAAUUUUGUAUGUAAGCUGUACGGGAGUAAGAAGAUUCAAGUAAACGAUGCCCGUUACGAGUUAUUUCAGAAAAAGUACAUGAAGGAGAAUAAAGUCAUUGAUCUAUCACUAUUACCACCAUGUCGAUCCUCACUAAUUCUUCACUUAAAUCGCUGUAAUUAUGUGGCUUGCAUGUGGAAAAGUUCCGCCGUAGCAAAUAUCACGUAUCCAUCUCCAAGUCAACAUGGUUGGACUGGCGAUUUCGAAAUUAAUUGGCAUGACGAAGUUUUUCCAACAGAUUUGGAAAUGUUACUUUUGGACAAUACCGAUAGUGAGGAAGAAUAUGAAGUUGGAACAGACGAAGAAAGUGGACACAGUGAUGACAAUUUUUAA
Molecule: messenger RNA, 5263 nt
Organism: Paramuricea clavata
Lineage: Eukaryota; Metazoa; Cnidaria; Anthozoa; Malacalcyonacea; Plexauridae
Source: the annotation of a GenBank genome assembly